This is a messenger RNA of Moneuplotes crassus, 940 nucleotides long. The record is from the annotation of a GenBank genome assembly. Lineage: Eukaryota; Ciliophora; Spirotrichea; Euplotida; Euplotidae.
CUUCUCAUUACUAGAUGAUUAUGAACAGAACCAGAAAACAGCAUCUAAAAAGAAUAGUGCGGUUAAUCAGAGAAAUAAAGGCAUUUCAGUCAUGAUAGAAGCUGUGAAGGAAGGUACUGAAGAGAAGAAAGUACAGACUGUUUAUAUCGAUUUGAAGCCCAAGGUGAUCACUAAACAAGCCGAGUGCCCUAUUUGUAAAGGCAGAAAGCGAAAGAAGCAAACAAGUGUCAGUGUAGAGGUCGAAACUUCACCCAAAUUUUGUGAGAAGGAAAGCGUGGAGGUAAAGGGAGACAAAGUUGAAGAAGGCUCUUAUAUAAACCUGAAACUGGAAGCAGGUACUGUAGAUGCUGGGGCAUCUCAUAAGAUAUGUGAAGAGAGCAAGUUAGAGAUGCAUAAGAAGCGGAAGAGUAAGUCUCCAAUAAAAAGAGGAAUGGGUAAAAGAAUUGCUAGCAAAAGUAGUCUCUUAGACCAAAUAUCCGAAGAGGAUGAAGAAGAAAUGAUUAAGAAGCACAACCUCUCUCAAGAAGAAAAGAUACUUCUUCAAAAAUAUGAGAGCAGAUUCAGCUCUAGCAAAGGCGGUGAUAUCUCUAGUGGAGGAACCUAUGCUUCAAAAGUAAGCUUCGCCAAGGUCUUCAGUACUCCAAGAGUGGGCCGAGAGAAUAGAGAAUUUGAGACAUUUUAUCAUCAAACAAAACAAAAAUCAACUCCAAAACAAGAGCUCAGAAUGCGCUCUUUUGAGCCAGUGAUGAAAAAGAGUUCUUCUAAGAAAAAAAUUGAACCUGAGGCUCCUAUGAGAGUCACUUUGCAUAGAACUGGGACUCUAAAUCCUAUGUCUGAUGGGUUCCUCACACAGCCGAGGUAUGAAAAGGACAAGAAAGGCAAGAAUGAAAAACUCUCAGGCUAUGUUGGCUUCUCAGGAAACACUCUCAGCUUUGACUAG